AUGAUAGCUGCAGGAAAAUUUUCAAGUCUUCCCGGAAAUGGCCCAGUGAACCACCAGUUCUCAUUAGCUUCUUCCAUGGACCUUUUGACCACUAAACCUUCGCCAACUGAGCAUCGCUCAGACUCCUUUCAAGACAUCUCUAUCCAUGGCACUCUCCCCAGGAAGAAAAAGGGGGCAAUUCCCACUAGGUCUUGUGAUAUGUUUAGCCAUAUGGGAACAUUGCCAUACACCAGGACGCACCGGCAGCAGCCACCUUUUGUACAGGAUGUUAUAGAAGAGUACCCUCCGCAAAAUGGGAAGAGCCACAAACUCCAUGCCAGAGAUCAGAAUAUUCUGGAUCCUACUUUGGAAUAUGUUAAGUUUUCUAGGGAGCGGCAAGUUAUGGACAACAGCCCAGAAAAACUGAAGAAGGAGUUAGAGGAAGAACUGCAGCUAAGUAGUGAGGACUUGCGUAGCCAUGCCUGGUACCAUGGACGUAUUCCUCGGCAGGUGGCAGAAAGCCUAGUUCAGAGAGAUGGAGACUUUCUCAUUAGGGAUUCUCUCUCCAGUCCUGGGAACUUUGUUCUUACCUGUCAGUGGAAAAAUACCUCUCAGCAUUUUAAAAUCAACAGAACAGUUCUAAGACUCAAUGAAGCCUACUGCCGUGUUCAGUAUCAGUUUGAACUCGAAAGUUUCGACAGUAUCCCCGGCUUGGUUAGAUACUAUGUUGGGAAUCGCACACCAAUAUCAAAGCAGAGUGGAGCAAUUAUUUUUCAGCCCGUCAACAGGACUGUGCCUCUCAGGUGUCUAGAAGAAAAGUACGGUGUAACUCCAGUCCGGCAAAAAGAGCCAAGUAUCCCUGAAGGAAAAGCAGAAACUGCCAAAAGGCUGAGUCUUGGUAUAUCCAGCAUGCAGUCCCCGGAGCAUAGCAUACCCAGAGGAAAUCUUUUGAGAAACAAAGACAAAAGUGGUAGCCAGCCAGCUAGUUUGGAUCAUGUUCUGGAGAAGAGAUUCCCGUUAAAGGCUCACCAGUCAGAGAGCUAUCUGCUGAUAGGUUCAAGACAUCCAUCUCGAUUACCUGAAGCAGAUGCAGACUCUUGCCCAAACUCUCCGGCAUUUAGAACAGGCAGUGAACCUUCUCUAAGCCCCACAGUUGUUCAGAAAGUCACCCCUGAGUCACAAGUAGGGGAAGCUCUUAGAGGAUCAGACAGUCAGCUCUGUCCGAAGCCUCCACCUAAACCCAGCAAAGCACCCCUGAUGAAGCCUCCGGAUUCUCCGUUGGCUUCCCACAGUUCGGAAGGCCACUAUUGUGAACUGAGCCCUGCCAGGGAUCCUGCAGUGACAAAACAACGUUUAUGUCAGAAAGCCAGCUAUGUGGAACAUCUGACGCGAAAGGAGAGGGGAACGCACUCAUUCAGGAACUCUGAAACAAACUAUUUGAUCCUGGAAGAUGACCUGACAGCGAACUCUGCAGAUCCUUUAGAAGCUUCAGCUGAGAUGGCUGAAGACGACAGCAUCUUUUCUGCACCUGUUUUUGAGACGGUGUCUAGUUUCAAACCCAAUGAUUUUGACUCCAAACUACUUCCUCCUGAAAACAAGCCAUUGGAAACAUCAAUGUUAAGAAGAGUUAAGGAGCUUUUCACCAACAACAAUCCAAAAAUUAUUGCACAGCAUAUUCUUAGAAUGGACUGCAAGGUGGCGAGGAUACUAGAAGUUUCUGAAGAGAUGAGGAGGAGUAUGGGAGUGAACUCUGGUCUUGAACUGAUUACCUUGCCUUACGGACAUCAACUGCGCCUUGACCUGAUUGAAAGGCACAAUACCAUGGCAAUAGGAAUAGCUGUGGAUAUCUUGGGUUGCACAGGAAGUCUCGAAGAUAGGGCAGCAACGUUAAACAGGAUCAUCCAGGUCGCCGUGGAGCUGAAGGACUCGCUGGGGGAUCUGUAUGCAUUUUCUGCCAUUAUGAAAGCGCUGGAAAUGCCACAGGUCACGAGGUUAGAACAAACCUGGACCUCUUUAAGACAUCAUUAUACCCAGACUGCGAUUACGUAUGAAAAACAGCUGAAGCCGUUCAGCAAAGCUUUGCAUGAAGGACAAGACGAGUGGAACAAGACGGUCAGUGCUCCACAGAACGACGUGACAGUGCCCCUGCUGAUGCCUCUCAUCACCCUGAUGGAGCGACAGGCCGUCGUUUUUGAAGGCGUGGACCUGUGGGAAAGCACUGACCAAAGCUGCGAAAUAAUGCUGAAGCACUUGGCCGCAGCUCGCCAGAUGGCACAGGACGCGGCGCUGUACAGCUCGGCGGCGGAGCGGCUGCUGGCAGGUUUCCAGCCAGAUGAAGAGAUGAGCGAGAUCUUCAAGACAGAAUUUCAAAUGAGAUUGCUCUGGGGCAGCAAAGGAGCCCAAGUUAAUCAAAGUGAAAGAUACGAGAAAUUCAGCCAGAUUUUAACUGCACUUUCACGAAAACUGGAACCUCCUCCAGUGAAGCAGGUGGAACUAUUAAGUAUAUAAGACUCUGUCACCACUCUUUAAAUGAUAUACUUGAAAUAGCCCUAGCUUUUGGAUGGCAGUUUGGUACUGCACAAACUUCCUGCGUUUCACACGAUGUUUAGAACUUUUAACUGCACAAUGCACACUUCUGUUAAAACUACUGAUGAUUACGAAGCAAAGAAUUAUUUAUUUACUGUGUCACCAAGUCAUUUAAUAAUCCCUUU
Messenger RNA from Leptosomus discolor (cuckoo roller), 2690 nucleotides. The record is from RefSeq and is a predicted model, not a curated record. Lineage: Eukaryota; Metazoa; Chordata; Aves; Leptosomiformes; Leptosomidae.